Molecule: messenger RNA, 1588 nt
Organism: Homarus americanus (American lobster)
Lineage: Eukaryota; Metazoa; Arthropoda; Malacostraca; Decapoda; Nephropidae
Product: alanine--glyoxylate aminotransferase 2, mitochondrial-like
Exons: 11
Coding region: 89-1558 (489 amino acids)
Biological process (GO): glyoxylate catabolic process
Cellular component (GO): mitochondrion
Molecular function (GO): pyridoxal phosphate binding; L-alanine:glyoxylate transaminase activity
Source: RefSeq, a predicted model, not a curated record
UGUAUUAUGCACCUCCAUCUCCACCGUUCGCUCCACCUAUCGCUGCUCGCUGAUUUUUUAGUAUGGCAGUAAGCACUGGUCGGGUAGGAUGGCUCGUCUGUUGCUGUUAAGGUCUUCCCUUAAGAAUGGCGUGCGGCUGUUGUCGUCGCAGGCCCUGGAGAUGCCAGCUUGCGAGUAUGAACCUCCCCCUUACAAAGGCCCAGAUUAUAACCAUAUACGACAAGUGAGGGGGAGCUUGCUCAACCCUGCCCUCCUCACAAACUUCAGUAGCCCACUUCUCAUAUAUGAUGGGUACAUGCAAUGGCUCUUUGAUCACACUGGUAAAAGAUACCUAGAUCUCUUCGGAGGAAUUGUUACCAUCAGCAUUGGACAUUGUCAUCCGAAAGUUGUAGCUGCUGCCACAGAACAGAUAAAUAGACUUUGGCAUACAACCAACAUCUACCUGCACCCCAAGGUUCAUGAAUACGCAGAGCGGCUAACUCAGACGCUUCCUGGAGACCUCAAAGUUGUGUACUUUGUCAACAGUGGCUCUGAUGCUAAUGACCUGGCGAUGAUGAUGGCCAGACUCUACACCAAAAAUUUUGAUUUAGUUUCCCUUAGAAAUUCUUAUCAUGGAGCAUCUCCCUACACAUCUGGGCUUACUGCCAGUAACACUUGGAAGUAUAACUUUGCUAAUGGUUUUGGAAUUCAUCAUGCAGCAAAUCCUGAUCCCUAUAACGGACUCUGGGGUGGCCACAGAGACUCUCCCGUGCAAUCUGUUCGUGCCAGUGAGAGUGAGUUGGUAGAUGGAGUAUGUUCUUCAGCAGAGAAAUAUGUACGCCAACUGGAAGAAAUUUGUAUGUAUUCUAUCCCCAAAAAGAAGCUUGCAGGUUUCUUUGCAGAAUCUAUUCAGGGAGUUGGAGGAACUGUGCAGUUUCCCUUAGGCUACUUGAAGAAAGCCUUUGAACUGGUGCGCUCCAAUGGAGGAGUAUGCAUUUCUGAUGAGGUACAAACUGGAUUUGGUCGUACAGGAGAGCAUUUCUGGGGAUUUGAGGGACAUGACGUAAUACCUGAUAUUGUGACCAUGGCUAAAGGCAUUGGUAAUGGUUUCCCACUUGCUGCUGUUGUUACAACACCUGAUAUUGCCAAAACCAUGACAGGAGCCUUACAUUUCAACACCUUUGGUGGUAACCCAAUUUCCUCAGCAGUUGGUCUAUCUGUUCUAGAGGUAAUAGAGGAAGAAAAGAUACAACAGAACUCCUUAGAGGUGGGGACAUAUUUCCUGCAAAAGUUGGCUAAACUUCGGGAAGACUAUACAAUAGUGGGCGAUGUACGAGGAAAGGGCCUAAUGAUCGGCAUAGAAAUGGUACAAGAUAAGACUAACCAAACGCCCCUCAAUCCACAAACGAUGAUGGACAUAUGGGAUGCUUGUAGAGAUCUUGGUGUCAUCCUAGGGAGAGGCGGCCUUUAUGGAACUGUCUUUAGGAUCAAACCUCCAAUGUGUAUUACACAUGCAGAUGUAGACUUCACUAUAGCAGUAUUGCAGCAUGUAUUGGAUGAAACCACCAAGACGCUAUAAAUCUAACCCUUAAUUGAACACACACACACA